AUGGACAAAGGCAACAUGGCGCAAGAGCGCGGUGACGAGGUUGAGACCAAAACACCUGACCCGUCAACCCAGCAUGGAGACAUGCGCCUGGAAGGGUAUUCCCAGUUCACGGUAGCCCAGAAGCGGGCUAUUGUUGCCAUGGGAUCCUUGGCCAGUUUCUUCUCACCCUUGUCUUCCAGCAUAUAUCUGCCUGCCUUGACCACUAUCGCGAAUUCCCUGAAUAUCUCCGUCUCACAGGUGAACCUGACAGUCACUACUUACCUGAUUAUGCAGGGAGUGGCACCUAUGUUGAUCGCAGGAUUCUCGGACACUGCCGGCCGUCGUCCCGCUUACAUCAUUUGCUUCACAAUUUACCUUGCAGCCAACCUGGGACUAGGUCUCCAAAACAGCUAUGCUGCCCUGCUGGUCCUCAGAUGUCUCCAGAGCGCAGGGAGCAGCGGGACUGUGGCCCUGGCGAACGGUUUGGUCGCAGACAUGAUCACAUCCGCGGAACGAGGCUCAUAUAUCGCCUUUGCUUCAGUCGGAAGCAUGUUAGGUCCUUCUUUGUCGCCCAUCAUUGGCGGCCUUCUCAGUCAGUACACUAACUGGCACUGGAUCUUCUGGUUUCUGCUCAUCUUCGGCGGCGUGUUCUUCCUCAUCCUCGGUCUAUUCCUACCGGAAACUUGUCGAAAAGUCGUUGGAGACGGGUCCAUCCCACCGCCCCCUUUGAGUAACUCUGUGGCAGAUAUUAUCCGGCAUCGCACGCGCAAACAGAAGGGUCUCUUGCCUGACCCGGACAAGGAAGCCGAGGUGCGGAAGAACUACUCCCUUCGAUUCCCGUCACCAGUCCCGACUAUGAAGGUUGUCCUGGAUAUCGAGACGUCAGUCGUCCUAAUCACCACAGGAUUGAUGUUUGCUGGUUUCUAUGCUGUCAUGACUGGUGCGUCGACCUCCUUCCACAAGAUCUAUCACUUCAACGACCUCCAUGCUGCAUUGAUGUACCUCCCCAUCGGCGGAGGAGGGGUGCUUUCAGCCUUCACAACCGGCCGACUGGUCGACUGGAACUACCGCCGCCAUGCAAAACGUGCUGGUCUCACCAUCGUCAAAAAUGUGCGUGCGGACAUUCGCAACUUCAACGUCGAGCGCGCGAGACUGGAAGUCGCACUCCCGCUUUACUAUAUUAGCAAUGUGUCGAUGCUGACCUACGGCUGGGUGUUGGGUCACAAGGUCAACCUUGCCGCUCCUAUCAUUCUUUUGUUCAUUACCGGAUGGUCGAUCAUUGGUACCUCCCAAGUGCUGAAUGCCUUGAUGGUCGAUCUCUGGCCGGGCAAGUCGGCGGCCGCGACUGCAGCGAACAAUCUAUUCCGGUGUGAGCUUGGUGCCGCGGCGUCAGCAGCAAUCAGCCCUAUGCGCUCUGCCAUGGGCGAGGGCUGGGCGUACACCACGCUUGCUUUGAUCUCCAUUGCUGUUUCUCCUUGCUUGUGGGUAGUUGCGGCUAAGGGAAUCAAGUGGCGACAGAAGAGAAAUCGAAAGGAGGAGAAAUCGUCCUGUGGACAGGACUAA
Messenger RNA from Penicillium psychrosexuale, 1542 nucleotides. Its product is annotated as MFS transporter. Gene Ontology annotation, molecular function: transmembrane transporter activity. Gene Ontology annotation, biological process: transmembrane transport. The transcript has 2 exons. The coding region runs from base 1 to 1542 and encodes 513 amino acids. NCBI's taxonomy places the organism in Eukaryota, Fungi, Ascomycota, Eurotiomycetes, Eurotiales, Aspergillaceae. The record is from RefSeq and is a predicted model, not a curated record.